GUUUUGAGGUGGUCAGUCCCUCAGUCUGGAGAAGAGCAUUGUUCCUGUCGGUAUUUUAUACCAUUUCAACGUUCACUCAGGGACACCGGCGGGCAGGGUUCGAUACGGUCUAAACUGUCAGUUGCCCUAAAGCCCCAACAAACACAGUGAACACUGAAGACUUGUAGUUGAGCUAUGGGUUUGCGAGGCCGUAGUCGUCACAGGGAGCUCAACACACUGACAUGCUUAGUCAUGGGCCUCACCGGAUGGAAAACUACUGUUGAGUUGCACAACGAUGCAUUCGUCGCUGGGUUGAUUACAGACGUUGAUGUGAAAAUGAACAUGGAAAUGACAAAUGCAAGAUACACUGAUGGAAAUGGAAAAACCGUGAUUUUAGAAAAUUUUCAUGUCAUGGGCAGAAAGAUUCGCUAUGUACACAUACCUGAUACGAUUGAUAUUAUGGAGUUAAUCAAGACCAGAGUCACUAUUUCAGCUCCUAAAAAAAAGAUGAGCGUGAAGGGUCAUAUUGCCCAGAAGAGAACAGAGCAGACCUUAAAAAGAUACAGAAGAGAGCAAGAGUCUCUGGGUACAGUGCAGCAAGAGCCUCAAGGUACAGUGCAGCAAGUCUCUCUGGGCACAGUGCAGGAUGAUCAAAAUCAAACUGGUACAUCCAAAGAAAAAAGAACAAAUUGACUUUCAUUAUAGUUCAGAAACUGUACUUUGCCUGUCCAUGGAGCUAUUUCUUGGUAAUGAAAUACAUACUGUUAAGCUACAGUGGAUUAAUUGCCUUCCUGAAACUUUCGGUUGAAACUGAAUGUCAUAUGGUUAUAUAAGAUACUCGUUAAUUAAGCAUUAAUUAAAGAACUGCUGGCUUAGCGCUUCUUUUUGAUUAUAAUAAUAAUAAUUAAAGAACUGCACACAACUUAAGGUACAAAACAUUUUCUAAGUAAAGAAAUGUAAAUGAAAGAAAUAUUUACGGUAAAAUUAAAAUGUAUACACCUUACAGUAUUUUGGACAAUUUUGUUGUGCUCAAGAAUGGAAGAGUACAGCAUGUAAUGUAAGUGUGAGCACAUUAAGUGUAAUAAAUAUUAAUAAAAAUCUAAA
Cherax quadricarinatus is the source of this 1083-nucleotide messenger RNA. The record is from RefSeq and is a predicted model, not a curated record. NCBI's taxonomy places the organism in Eukaryota, Metazoa, Arthropoda, Malacostraca, Decapoda, Parastacidae.